Messenger RNA from Candidozyma auris, 1065 nucleotides. RefSeq lists its product as uncharacterized. The record is from RefSeq and is a predicted model, not a curated record. The transcript is spliced from 2 exons. The coding region runs from base 1 to 1065 and encodes 354 amino acids. Lineage: Eukaryota; Fungi; Ascomycota; Pichiomycetes; Serinales; Metschnikowiaceae.
AUGGCAUUGUGUUCUCAAGCAUUUUCCUCAGCUAAGCGCUCGUGCGACUUUGGCUCGUCUCUGCUGCAAUGCACGCCAACUAAGAAGGAUCCUGUGGCAUUCUGCUCGUCGUCUGAGUCUGACGGGGAUCUGGACGACCAGCAGUCGUGCUAUAGUGCCGACCAAGCCCGCGCCAAAAGAAGAGCAUCCACAAGAAUGUCGUUCUCCGUUAAUAACGAACUUUCAAAGGCCGUUUCACAGUACAGUGAUGACGAGGACGAGCAAGACUUGGAGGCUUCUUGCUGCGGGUCCCCCCAAUCUUCACACGGCGAUGCAAACCUUGAUUGCAAAUUGAUGAGUUCGCCUCGCGCCUCUGUCCACAUUGGCCUGCUGGGCAACCUUCAGGCUUGCCAUGGCCACCGCAACUCAAUCUCAGCCGCUAGCUUCUUGCCCAUCUCUGACAACAACAACCUGUCGAGUUCUAGCACCAAGAAACAGCAUAUUUCUCAACUGGAUAAGUGUUCGAGAAUGAAGUGCUUCGACUACCUUGUUGGUGCGAUAGAUGAGGCUUGGGCCAGGUACUGCGAUGCUGCAUCAUAUGUGGAAGAUGAGACUUAUGGGUAUAGCACACCCAAUUCGGUCGCUACCGACGACGAGGAUGACUACUUUGGCAACUCUACCGACUUGACUGAUUAUGAGAGUGACUUCGAGCAUGAGCACAAGCACAAGCCAAAGCACCGGCUGAAGGCUGGUGCUAGCGCUGCUGCUGGUGCGCACUUCAAAAAGCCUUCCAUGGCAGCCAAGCCCGUGGGUAUUAUGGCCAAUGACAACGUCAACUGUGCCUCGUCCACACUGAAGGACCCUUCUUCGUGCCAGUUGCUGGCAUUGAAGGACAGAUUGAUCAAGGCCAAGUACUUUUUGCAGGAUCUUUUGGAGUCGGAUGACUACCAUGAUGCCUGUGCUUUCUGGAAGCGCUGGGACAUGAUCAAGUAUGCCGCCAUUGAGUUGGUUGAAGAUGACGACGAUGACGAGGUCAUCGAGUCCACCAUCGACGAUUUGGAGGAAGGGCGUCUUUUUACCAACUAG